Messenger RNA from Vespa mandarinia (Asian giant hornet), 3797 nucleotides. RefSeq names its product Tsr1 ribosome assembly factor (gene Tsr1). Gene Ontology annotation, cellular component: preribosome, small subunit precursor; nucleus. Gene Ontology annotation, biological process: endonucleolytic cleavage of tricistronic rRNA transcript (SSU-rRNA, 5.8S rRNA, LSU-rRNA); maturation of SSU-rRNA from tricistronic rRNA transcript (SSU-rRNA, 5.8S rRNA, LSU-rRNA); ribosome biogenesis. The record is from RefSeq and is a predicted model, not a curated record. Gene Ontology annotation, molecular function: GTP binding; U3 snoRNA binding; GTPase activity. Lineage: Eukaryota; Metazoa; Arthropoda; Insecta; Hymenoptera; Vespidae.
GUGGCAACACUGUGUUACGCAUAUUAUGUGUUUGUUGUUUACUGUACUAUAUUAUUACGGAAAGUGCGUGUAGCUACUUUUAUGCCUCGAAUGCACAUGUAUCAUAUGAACAUAGUAUGUUAUGAUUCGAUUAUUGGAGGGUUAAAAAUAAAUUGUAUACAAUAUUAAGAAAAAUGGGUAUAACGACAAAGCAGGAGACUCAUCGACCAGGAGUUUGUAAACAAAUUAAUAAAGCACAUAAAACAGGGAGACAUCGAAGUAAAGGUACUAUUGGUAAUGAGAUUAAAGGGAAAACUAAUAUAAAAGUUAUAUCGAAGCAAAUUCAUAAAAAUUUAAACAGAGAUGCGCGAAGACAUCAGUCUUCGCAACUCAGAAAGAAGAAGAGAGAAAAAGUUUUAGCGCAAAAACGAAAUCUUGGUGGCACCCAUUCGGCCCCUAUUCUCAUAUGCAUAAUAUCACUACAAGAAGAUUUGGUAUUAGAGCAGAUUGUUUCAAAAUUCAAAAAUGCAGAUGACACUAUAAAUGUUUGUACGAGUCCAUAUGGAAUUACUUAUAUAAGUAUACCUAGAUUUAAACAACGUUUUUCAAUUAUUGUUCCUCCUAUUGGUAACAUUAUUGCAACGUUGGAUGCAGCUAAAGUCGCAAAUACUGUGCUUUUUGUUGUUUCUGCUACCAAUAUGGCAGAUGGGACUAUUAGAGAAGAAAUUCUAGAUGCAUGGGGUAAUGAAAUAAUAGUCUCUUGUUUGGGACAAGGUUUGCCUACUACUAUUGUUGCUGUUACGAAUGUAAACAAACUACCUUUCAAGAAAUGUCAAGACUAUAAACAACAUGUAAUACAGACUCUUUCAAAGUGGCUUCCUGAAGAAAAAGUUUUCCAUUUGGAUAAACCCAUUGAUUCAUUGAAUAUUUUACGUCGGGCAGGUACACAAAAACAAAGAACUGUAUCAUAUAAAGCAAAAAGGCCGUAUUUGUUAGCGGAAGAUUUAAAGUUUAAAUCUAAUGAGGAUUCGGUUGAUCAUGGAACUCUUAUGGUCACAGGAUAUUUGCAGGGUUUAGCAUUAUCUGCAAAUGAUUUAAUACAUAUCUCUGGUUUAGGAGAUUUUCAAAUGUUACAAAUCGAUGCCGUUGAUGACCCAUAUCCGAUAGAUAAGAAUAAAUCGAAGAAGCAAUCUGAAUUUGUAGAAAUUGAUAUGAAGAGUGAUAUUUCAGUCAGAGUACUCGAGCAUGCAGAUUGUAACAAACAGGAAUCACUUGAAAGUGAAAACAUACCAGAUCUAAUGGAUGCAGAACAAAUUUGGCCUACUGAAGAAGAAUUGGCACAGGCAGUAGCUGCUCAAAAGAAAAAGGUUGUAAAAGUAGUACCAAAAGGCAUGUCUGAAUAUCAAGCAGCUUGGAUUCUUGAUGAGGAUGCUGAAUAUUCAGAAAAUGAAUCUGAUGAUAAUAUGUCUGUGGAUGGUAUAAAGUCUCAAGCAAAUAGCGAAGCUGACAUGGCAUCCGACGAAGAGUAUGAAACAAUUACAAUAUCAGAGGCGGCACCUGAUGAACGUAUGUAUGAUCAGAAUAUUGAUAUGAUGGAAGAAAAGGAAGCUAUGGAGAAAAUAAAGCAAGCAAAAUUGGACGUUCAGUUUCCCGACGAAGUGGAUACACCUCAACAUAUGUUGGCUAAAAUUAGAUUCCAAAAGUAUCGUGGACUUGAAUCAUUUCGAACAAGUCCUUGGGAUCCCAAGGAAAAUUUACCGCUGGACUAUGGACGCAUAUUUCAAUUUGAAAAUUUUGAUCGAACGCGUAAACGAAUAUUCAAAGAAAAUCAGGAAUUAAGUGCUUUGCCUGGUUCGUACGUUACGCUUCAUGUUGCUAACGUUAAAAGAGAUCUUUUUACUGCAUUCUGUACAUUAGACAAUCGGCCAUUAAUCGUUUUUGGACUACUCCCAAACGAACAAAAAAUGUCUCUCCUAAAUAUUGUAUUAAAUCACGCUAAUAGUUAUCAGCAAGCUAUAAAGUCUAAAGAAAGAUUAGUGUUCCAAUGUGGAUUUCGAAGAUUUUCGGCCUGCCCAAUAUUUAGUCAACAUACAAAUGGAUCUAAACAUAAAUAUGAGAGAUUUUUCCAUCCAGAAACGACUAUAGUUGCGAGCAUGUAUGCACCAAUUAUCUUCCCACCAUGCCCGGUUUUAUGCUAUAUCGAGCAAAAAAAUGGUAGUUUAGAUCUAGUUGCUACUGGAAGCGUUUUAUCCGCUAACCCGGAUAGAAUUAUUGUAAAAAGGGUAAUUCUAAGCGGGCAUCCCUUUAAAGUACAUAAACAUUCUGCUAUAGUUAGGUUUAUGUUUUUCCAUCGCGAAGAUAUCAACUGGUUUAAACCUGUGCAACUUAGGACAAAAUAUGGACGCAGAGGUCACAUUAAAGAACCUUUAGGUACACACGGUCAUAUGAAAUGUGUAUUUAAUGGACAGUUGAAAUCUCAAGACACUGUAUUGAUGUAUUUAUAUAAGCGGGUAUUUCCGAAUUGGACUUACGAACCAUUCUUAACUCAAAUAUCCGAAAAAGACGACAAUAUGAACAUAGAUUAAUAAUGAAAAUGUCAUCUAGAUAAUUAUUAUAUAAUUCAAGUUGAUUCAGUAAGAGAACCUAAAAAUUAUCUGAUUUAUUUUUAUUUUAGUUACGUAUACUUAUAUAUAAAUAAUGAUAUAUAGUAAUAUUUAUUAUAUAGUAUCCGUUCGGUUAAAAAUUCAGAUAUUUUACUCAAAUGUGAACAAGAGUCGACUAAUAAUUCGUAAAAUCGGAACUUUUACGAAUUGAAGAAGAUAACUUUUUGCUAUGCUUAUUCCCAGAGUGCUGCGAUUUUGCAUGAUAUUAAAGAAAGUAUCAUCAUGGUUUUUAUCUUGUGUUAAUGAGAAAAUAGUAGAACGUUUGAAAUCACGACAGUUCAGCGGGUAUGCUGGUUUUUCUUCUACGAGUUCUAAUAGGUUGUAAACUUUGAAUACGGAAGUAACUCAAUUGGCGUUCCCUCUCAUGUUCUUCCAUGCUAAGUUUGUUCAAAAGAAUAGGGCCAGAUAUCAUCAUGACAAUCGCACCGAGGGGCGCUAAAAAGACGAUAGCAACUAUCGAUAUUCUGACGACGUCGAGCGCCAAUUCGAUUUGUUCUGGAUUUUCUUCAGUCGUGCGUUCAUAGGUCAUGGGUGCCAAUGCAGCCUACGAUAUGUAAUUAUAUUUUUCCUAUCGAUUUUUCAAAGUAUAAUAGCAAUUAUAUACAUAAGUCCAGCAGGAAUAAAAAAAUAAAUAUCAACCUGAAGAGUACCCUUGGGUAUCCAAGCGAGAGCGAUGAAUGUUCUUUCCUUCCAGGAGAAGUGUGUCUUGAUCGUUGAUAAAAUGGCAACAAUGCAACGUGUCUAUAUAAGAAAUAUAUUUUCGAAGAUGAAAGAAAGAUUUCGCUUUAUUUACAUUUAUAAAGAAAAGCUUACCGUUAAACCAAUGAGUAUGCAAGUACAGUAAAGACCGAAUCUUGAUAAGGACCAAUUCUUAAAAUCGAUAUCGGCUCCGAUGACACCAACCAAAACGGGCUGCAUAAAAUGCCAGAGAAAGUACAUUGCUCUUCGAAGCGGCAUUGUCUGUCGUGUAAUAAUAAUUGUUUUUUGUUUCUCUCUCUCUUUCUCUCUCUCUCUUUUUCUCUUUUUCUCUUUUUUAUUUAUUUUUGCCUUUUUCUUAUUAUCUUUUUAUAUUCCGAAUAUUUUGGUAAAAUAGUUAAUAUACGAGACGACGCACUUUCGAAGUAGCAUGAUCGACUAUGAAGUAGUAUGAUAAAA